This is a messenger RNA of Myiozetetes cayanensis, 3481 nucleotides long. Its product is annotated as SH2 domain-containing protein 4B-like. Gene Ontology annotation, cellular component: myosin complex. Gene Ontology annotation, molecular function: protein binding; cytoskeletal motor activity; ATP binding. The record is from RefSeq and is a predicted model, not a curated record. The transcript has 15 exons. The coding region runs from base 107 to 1621 and encodes 504 amino acids. Lineage: Eukaryota; Metazoa; Chordata; Aves; Passeriformes; Tyrannidae.
AUCAGAAAUAACCUCAGAUUGAUUGUCCAGUCCUGGGCAAUGGCUCUAGGUGGCCCUGCUCAACAAAGGAGUCUGCUCAGCCACUGUUUCCAGGACAGGGACGCUGAUGCCUCAUGUGAAAGCCAAGGUCAUACCAGGAGCAGACGACAGGUUCAACAGCACACGGAAACAAUCUGUUGGAGCCCAGUUCCGGCAUUCCCUGAUGGUGCUCAUGGAGAGGUUGUAUUCUGCCAACCCACACUUUGUGCGCUGCAUAAAGCCCAACAGCCAGAAGGAGCCAGGUGUGGUAGACAACGAGAUGGUGCUGCUACAGCUCCGGUACAAUGGACUGCUGGAGACAAUCCGUAUCCGAAGAGAUGGUUUCUCCUGGAGACCCUUCUUUGAGGAAUUUGCUGAGAGAUAUGCAAUUCUUCUAGUUAAACCUGAUGUCUCCCUCACAAAAGAAAGCUGCUUGGAGAUACUGCAAAGUACAGAGCUGAAAGGCUGGAUAUGUGGAAAGUCACGACUUUUCUUUAAGUAUUGGCAUCAGGAACAGCUGGCAAAGUGUGUGGAGCGACUGGAAAGAGCAGCAGUUGUCAUACAGAAAGUUUAUAGGGGAUUCAGAUGCAAGAAGAGUUACGUAAAAUUGGUGGCUGAGCUGAGAGCUCAAGCACAGCAUCUGCAGAAGUUGGCAGAGAGAGAAAGAAGACAGCAGCUGGCCCUGGAAGCAGAGGCCCAGAAAAGGAGCCACUUUCCAGUUCCCAUGCCACGGAAGAGGCACUCUCAGCCUAAUCCCAAUCCUUCUGAUAAGUCACAACAGCCACCAGUGCCACGGCCACGCAGCAAACUAAAAGAGUCCACUCCUUUUGAUAACUUCUUGGACCCUUCUGUACCUCACCCUGUUCUGCGAACAGAGGAGCACACUGGAGAAGAAGCAGAAAUGAGGAAAAUAAAGAGAGGAGCAACUCUCCGCUGGUUCAGAGAGACACAGGCCGAGAAGGUCGUGCAGGAUGAUGGGGCCUUUCCAAGCUGGCUGCAUGGGAUGAUCAGCAGGAGGGAAGCUGAAAACUUGCUGCGUGACAAGCCUUUGGGUUGCUUCCUUGUUCGGAUUAGCCAGAGCCAACCAGGCUACAUCUUGACAUACAGGGGCCAAGACCGCUGCAGACAUUACAUGAUCCAGGUGCAGCCCAACGCACGCUACAUCAUCCUGAGAGAGGACCGGGCUCACGCCUCGCUCACCGCUCUAGUUCGGUACCACCAGACCGUGGGCAUCCAGCCCUUCAUGGAGAUACUGACCGUUCCCUGUGCGCAGAAAAGUAGUAAUGACCUGGAUUAUGAAAAUCUGGAGUACCCCACGCUGAGUUCACCCGAAGGCAAAGUAGCGACCCCUUCACAGAAGGAGCCCCGUCCCUCCAUGCCUUCCAUCAGCAAACCUGUUCUGCCAUGGUUCAGAAAGAGCAAGAAUUUCCAAAACCAACAGACCCUGGACAAGAGUAGGACAAAUCCAAGCUCUAGAGAGAGCAGACAGCAAGCCUUCCCUCGCCUCCGCUCUUCCAUACGACUGGCGAUGCAGGAAAUCCAGCAGUUCAAUUCCUAUUCCGUGAAUGUCCCUGAACAGGGGCAAUCGAGCCGUCACCGCUGAGGAUGUGUAGCCCAAAUGACUCGGUAAGGAGGAGGCACGAGGGCAAAAAGCAAUUGCAGCUCCCCGGGAAAUGGAGGAGUAGAGGGGCUCUUCCCUUCAUGCUCCACCUGGAGCACCUCUUGGCCGCAAGCUACAUAGAAAUAGAGUAGGAAAAACAGAGGGCAGCAGCCAGCUUCCGUCCCAGGACUGCAAAGAGACCGGGAGAACUGGGAAGAAUCAGCUGAGGUUUGGGUUCCCAGCAGCUGUGGUGCAGAGUGCCUGCAGUACAAUGGCAAGGCUGCUGGAGGGAGCUCACAGUUUGUUGGAGGCCUGGGGCUGGAAGGACUAGGACUAUUAAAAUGCCUGUCUGCAGUGGCUUAGUGUGGUAGAGGGAGGUGCUGUGGGUAGCAGGGGCAGUGAGCUGAAAGGAAGGCUUAAAACAUUGGAUAAGGCAGCAACUUUUAUUGCUCUGAAGAGGACUUUAAACAAGAAGGCUUUAACAAGGUCUCAGCAGCUGGAAGCACAGCUGGUUAAUGAGACUGUGGUCCAUUGGGUGGGUUAUAGGAGUCUAUGGAGUGGGCCAGGAGGGGCCUUUUGGCAGACCUUGCAUUGUCUGAAGAAUCUAGUGGAUGUGCAGCUCCCACUCAGUUGCUGAAGGCAGGUGGAAACUGUAGUGGUGCCGCUGUACACCUCUGGAAAAAUAUCAGGAUAUAUGUGAACUGGGAGUGGAGAAGGAUCAAAAGACCAUGUUUUUGGCUGCUGACCCACCACAGGGCUUCCAGCCUUGCACCAGGAUUGCCGAGCUUCCUGCACAGUUCCACUCCCACCUGGAAUUCAUGCUGUAGCAAAACUUUUUAGCUGGGGCCUGUCUUGUCUUUUUCUUGAUGGCUGAGAAAAUCCUCUCCCUGAAGUAUUUGACUCAAUUGCUUGAUUUCUCUACAUACCAUUCAUUGAUGUACCCAGGGGAUACUCCCUAUGUCUGAGGUUAGGCAGAGGAAAGACAAACUGCAUAGACAACUUCAAGCUUGUUGCACUGGGAUAGCUGAAUGAAAGCCUCAUUUUAUGUCCUCCAAUGAGUUAUGUUUCUUGACUUUCUUGCAGGUCCAAGUGGCUCAGCCCUAUUCUCUUCCAGUGCUGCUGGGCCUUGCCUAGUAGUGAAUGUAUUCAGACAUAGAGUUGCCUUUUUCCUUUUCUCUCUCUCUCUUUUUUUUUUUUUUUUUUUUCUCUGCACCCACCUGGCUCUGUGCCUUUAGGCAGGACUGAUGCAGAAAUUAACUCAGUCAUUCUCAGUGGCUGCAACUGCAGUAUCUGGACAAGUCUGACCCUGGCAGAGGGAGAGGAUGGGAGCAGUAACACUCUGCACAGACCCACAGUACCUGACAAUCUGCGUGUCAACACUUCAGUGUUCCCAGAGACUCCUCACUUAGCACUCUGAAUAGCCACAAACUGCGUAUCUCCCAAGAACCUGUUCUGUCACAAAUACCUGUUCUGAUUGCCUACCUCUUUCUCCUCAAGUCGUCUCUCUCUGUUUUGGUCCUGUGUAUCUGCUGCUCUGGAAGCUAAGGGGGAUAUAAAUAAGACUGAUCUGUCGUUUUUGUUGAGUGCAGGAGCACUUGAACAGAAGCUGAGAAGGGUCAAGAAGAUCCUUCUUGCAGAGGGGAUUUCCUGCCCUUGCAUCAGCAGCAUGCUGCUCCCCAGUCCUUGACCAGAGCUCAAGUCAGGGAAUCACUGGUGAAACAUUCAUCCUGGCUGAAAUCAUUACAAGUCUGGGCUGGACAACAUGCUGCUUUACACUGAGUGUAGAGGGUUUGGAAUAUAAGGGACCAAACUACUUGUACUGUUCUUAAUACCUUUUCAAGUAAAUCUCUUUUUAUUCUAUAA